This is a messenger RNA of Dermacentor silvarum, 888 nucleotides long. RefSeq names its product tigger transposable element-derived protein 6-like. NCBI's taxonomy places the organism in Eukaryota, Metazoa, Arthropoda, Arachnida, Ixodida, Ixodidae. The coding region runs from base 1 to 888 and encodes 295 amino acids. Gene Ontology annotation, cellular component: nucleus. The transcript is spliced from 2 exons. Gene Ontology annotation, molecular function: DNA binding. The record is from RefSeq and is a predicted model, not a curated record.
AUGGGGGUUGCACCAUCAACUGUUGCAACCAUCCUGAAGGACCGACAAAAGAUCCUCGAGCUGCACCGAGGGUCCCAACUCGCACCGUCAAGAAAACGGCUCCGACUUGGGAACUUCCAAGACGUGGAUGCUGCAGUACUGACUUGGUUCAAGGACGCACGUUCCCAAAAUGUGCCGGUGUCGGGACCCAUGCUGCAGGAAAAAGCCCGGCAAUUCGCUGAUGCUUUGGACAUCACAGGCUUCGAGCCACUGGACCAAGGCAUCAUAAAAAGCGUCAAGGCCCAUUACCGGACACGCCUCGUUCAGCGAUUGCUGAUAAAUCUUCGGAUGAAGCUGCCUACCUCCAUCAAUGUGCUACAGGCCACAGAAAUGGUUACCGGGGCCUGGUGGAGCGUUACAUCAACCACCAUCCAGAACUGCUGGAGGAAGGCAGGCUUGGUAUCUGAAUCUGAACAAGGCAGCGAAGAAUCUGGAUCUGAAUCUGAACAAGGCAGCGAAGAAAGCGACGCGAGUGGCAUGUGGCAAGAAGUCGUGGAAAGACUCGCGAUGGAUGCCUCGGUGACGUUCGAGGACUAUGUGCAGUGCGACGACGAAGCAUGCACGUCAGCCGAACUGACGACCGAUGACAUCGUCAGUGCUGUUCGUGGUGAUAACAGCGACGAGGACGCCAAUGGCGAAGACGACGCUGAGACCGCGCCCGUUAGCCAACCAGAAGAAUCGCUUUCCAACGCCGACAUCAUGGAAUGCGUGCGAAAGAUGCGCACUUACCUUGGCAGGUGCAGCAAUGCCACCGAAGCAGAGCAUAAGAAUGUGGACAGCUUCGAAGCGUUCGUCCUGCGGCAGUUGAGCGGCACCCGCCAGGCCAAGAUCACCGACUUUUUCAAAUAA